UGGGUAGCUGGGCUGCGGCGGGGUUCGGCGACGAGGCGUGCCUCCCGGCCCGGGAACGCUGCGAGGGGCGCGCCCGCCCCAACCUCCAUGCAGGAAUUCACUGGGUCCCUCUGGCGUCGCGUGGGCCCCCCGCCCAGAGCAACGGCACUCCUCUCUCGGCUCCUGGGCGCCGCGGGGAGGAGGGCGAGGCUCGAAGACCAGCUCCGUGCGGAUGGAGGUGGAGUCCCCGGGCCCAAGGCUGGCGAGGCUCUGUCAGGCGCCCUCUCCUCGGCUUCGACACCGCUGCGGGCCCGCUGGCGGGCCCGGGGCCCACAGACUGCUUGGGUGCAUAUUUGCCCUUGGAUCUCCCACCACUAGUUAUCCAGUCUCUCCCUGAGACCCCGGCUUCUGAGGACAAGUGAGGUUAUCACGGAGUGUCCUGCUGCAGGAGGAUACCCAAAGCUUCAUGUUACAAGAGGCCUGGCGCAGAGAGUGAAGGAGCUACACUGAAGUCGCACAGCAGAGUUUCUGUUCCAGAACUGCAGUUACCAGCUUGGAAAAAUACAGUGUUGUGUCUAAAGCAAGACCUUUCUGAAGAAGUGGAGUUACAAGGAAAUUCGUAAGGCUGGAGAAUUUUGCUGCUGGUCGUUCUCUUUGGCCCUUGCCGGCUUCCAGUGGUCCUUCCUCUCUCCUGGGGACAAGAAGGAUGGAAAAGCCCACAGGCAAGAAAAAGAAGGCACAGACCCCAGAGGAAGAAGUACGUGUGCAGAAGGACACUCCCAAGGAAGAUAAAGCAUCUAGGAAAAAGAAGCCAAACCAGAGAUCCACUUUGGCCAAAAAGCACACUAAGGAACCCCGCCUGAGUCGUGAGGACGAGGAACACAUGUUUGAGGCCUUCAAUGCUUCAUUUAAAGAUGACUUUGAGGGGGUUCCUGUGUUCACUCCCUUCCAGAGGAAGAAGCCCUACGAAUGCAGGGAAUGUGGGCGCGUCUUCAAGCACAAGACGGAUCACGUUCGCCACCAGAGAGUCCACACUGGAGAGAAGCCGUUCCAGUGUGCCCAGUGCGGGAAGACAUUCAGGCACAGCUCCGACGUGACCAAGCACCGGAGGAUUCACACCGGAGAAAAGCCCUUUGAAUGCAGUGAGUGCGGCAAAGCCUUUAACUGCGGUUCCAAUCUCCUAAAACAUCAGAAAACCCACACUGGAGAGAAGCCGUACGAAUGUAAGGAAUGUGGGAAAACCUUUGCCUACAGCUCAUGUCUUAUUCGCCAUCGGAAACGUCACCCAAGGAAGAAGCACUGAGCGUGGGGAAGCCAUCCAGACUCGGAGCUUUGUGCCCGCGAGAACUGUCCUGGCAGGCCUGCCUGGGGGUCCUCGUCCCCUGGCGUCUGAUCGGCCUGGGGGUCCUGCCGUCACCAGGAAAACCGCCCCAGCCAGGUCAGCAAACACCAGUGUGGCCGGAGACCUUUCUGGUCUAGAGGAUCUCUGGGGCAAGACAUCAUGAUAACAAGGCAGCUCCUCGCAGCUGUGGCACCAGGGAGGCGAGUGUACAAACUGCUGUCCAGGGGACAGGCUUCAGACCUGAGCACGGCCAGCACCUCCCACUGCCGCCUCCGCCUGUGACUCCCAUGCUGGCUUCGGCCCUCCCACCAGCUCCUUUGAAGACUGAGCUGCAGACCCUUGGCCCACUGGGUCCCAAGUCCAUCUCCGUGCAGCCUGGCAGGAGGCCUGUGGCCCUGAGCUGGAUGGCAGUGCUUCCGCAGUGAGCACUGGGGACCCCACUGUCCCCCUGGCUGGCUGUGGCGGCGGUGCUGUGCUUUGUCCUCUGCCUUCCCUCCUCUCUGCAGAACCAUUCCUUGAACUUGGCCCCUGCUCCCAGGAACUGGGCUCUCUGUGUGUCCUCCCGCAUCAGCCAUCAUCCCAGCUGAGCAGCCUGACUUACCAGGUGGACCACUCAGGACACUAAAUGCUGCCGCUGUGGAAGCUUCCUGCCCUGGCCAUGGGGGGCCCCGGGAUGUUGACGGCAGCUUGGAUGCAGCCUUUGCCUGCCAUGCGGCCUUUCAGACACGAGACGGUGGGCCUGCCCCCCAGGGCCAGCUCUCCGUUCAGGUUAGUUCCACUUCUCUGUGCUUGGCCCCCAGGUUCCAUCCUACCCCCUUCACAUCCACAUGCUGUGCCUGCCCUUGGUUUCCCUCCAAGAGUGGUCUGGAUGGGCCUCCAUGUUCUCCUGGGCGGGGUUGUGGUUUGUCCCAGAAUUUCAGCACAGUAUAAGAGGGGCGAGGUGACUGUCAUCCAGGAAGUAAUAGGGCUUUUUAUCAGGAAAAUGUUGAUACCUACAUUUUCAGCUCUUUGGACCCAGAAAACUAAUAAUGGCCUUGGUCUUGGGGGCUCCUCCCUCAGGAGACAGGAGAGAGUGCUCCCAGUGGAAACAUCCCUCCAGGUUAAGAUUCUUACUCUUGUUCUUUCUAAAAGCUAUGACGUUAUAACAGCUCUACCUUAGCUGGCACCUCCGCUUCACAGCUCAGCAGGCCCUCCUCCUCCCCCGACAGGCAGGCCCCAGGUGUGACCUGUGAUCCUGCUCUCACAGCCCCGGAACUGGAGAUGUGAUGAGGCAAAGUUGUUCAAACAGGUGCCAGGGUCUGGCUUAGGGAAAACACACCUGUGAUCCUGGGUGGGGAAAGGUUGCUAUAAAGGAGGUCACUGGGACAUUUGGCAAACGUUGGGUCUAGACUGUCCACAGGGGAGGGGGGCCACAUCAGUGUCAAAGCUCCCUGAUUUGAUGGCCUGCAGCCAUCCCAGACAACGUCCUUGUCAUGAAAGAUGCAUGCGGAGGUCUCAAGGGCCACAGGGUCACGACAUCUGCAGUCUGCUCUCAAAGGCUGAGCAAAGAAGCAAUAACAACAAUGCAGAUUGGCAGGUUGACAAACAUUUCUGUUAAGGGACAGAUAAUAACUGUUCUUGGCUUUGUAGCCAUAAGGUCUCUGCCACAACUCAGCUCAGCCAUGACAUGCAAUAGCAGUCACAGCACAGAAACGGCCAAUAAGGCUUUAUUUACAGAAGCAGACAGUGGGCUGGAUUUGGCCGGUUCCAGAUGAAGGGUAUGUGACACGUUCCCGGGGUGUCUGCAUCUGCUUCGGUUUGGUUUGGUUUUUAUUUAUUAUGGUUUAUAAUAUACCAUGAUGGAUAUAUUGUUAUAUAUAAAAUAUUGUAUAAAUGUACCAUAAAUUACAACAUAUCACAUGUACUAUAGAAAAAUUAUCGUUUUUUAUGUUAUUAUGUUUCCACGUUAAUAC
Messenger RNA from Eubalaena glacialis (North Atlantic right whale), 3273 nucleotides. RefSeq names its product ZFP41 zinc finger protein (gene ZFP41). The record is from RefSeq and is a predicted model, not a curated record. Gene Ontology annotation, molecular function: DNA-binding transcription factor activity, RNA polymerase II-specific; RNA polymerase II cis-regulatory region sequence-specific DNA binding. Bases 686 to 1282 code for a protein of 198 amino acids. The transcript is spliced from 2 exons. Gene Ontology annotation, biological process: regulation of transcription by RNA polymerase II. Lineage: Eukaryota; Metazoa; Chordata; Mammalia; Artiodactyla; Balaenidae.